Harmonia axyridis is the source of this 2601-nucleotide messenger RNA. RefSeq names its product TBC1 domain family member whacked (gene wkd). The coding region runs from base 352 to 1443 and encodes 363 amino acids. NCBI's taxonomy places the organism in Eukaryota, Metazoa, Arthropoda, Insecta, Coleoptera, Coccinellidae. The transcript is spliced from 3 exons. The record is from RefSeq and is a predicted model, not a curated record.
AUAGGAUUCUGGUUUUUAUUUUCAGUUGAAGAUUUUCAAAACCUAUCAAAAAACCAAAAAUGUCAUAUGUCACAAUCAAAAUAUUCGCAAGCUGUCAACUGAUUUUGUCUCGCCCAUUAAGUGAUCAUUAUUAGUCGUUUAAAUUAAUUUUCACAUCUUAAUUGCUUAUUAAAAUUCUCUGAUCAUACUAUAAUGUGAAGUUAAUGAUUUUUUUGUCUCUUUUUGGGCGGUACUAUUAAACGAAUGACGUUAAAUCUUGAAAACAUCGACUGAGGAAGUGUUGUUUAUCUUAUGUAAAUAAUGUUUUUCGAUAUAUGUUUAUUAAGAGAUCAUCAACUAUGUUGAAAUUUCAUGAAAAUUGAGAAAAUGGCAUCAUCUUUCAACGCAGAUGCUGUGAGCACUUGCAGUGAAGCCAGUACUCUUGUUGAUGGGAGUGUAAUAUCCAAUGUACCUGACAGACAUGGAUUUCUGGGAGGUACACAAUAUUCUUCAGAACCCAGACAAGGCCCACCACCAGAAACAGUAUUACGUAGGGAAAAGAAAUGGUUAAAAAUGUUGUCUCUAUGGAAUUUUUACAUGGACAAAAAUUAUGCUAAAGUUAGAGAAAGAUGUCGGAAAGGCAUUCCAAUGUCAAUAAGACCAAGGGCUUGGCUGUAUUUAUGUGGGGGUCGUAUUCUAAUGGAGAAAUUUCCUAAUAAAUAUGAGGAUUGUUUAAGAGAUAGAGGAGAUCAAAAAUGUCUUGAUGAAAUCAAAAGAGACCUUCAUCGACAGUUUCCUACCCAUGAAAUGUUCAGUUCUGAGGAAAAGCCUGGGCAACAAGAGCUGUUUAAUGUUCUGAAAGCAUAUACAGUGCAGAAUCCUAAAAUGGGUUACUGUCAGGCACAAGCCCCAAUUGCAGCAUUUCUCCUGAUGCAUAUGCCUGCUGAACAAGCAUUCUGGUGUCUUGUGAGCAUAUCUGAUAAAUAUUUAGAGAACUAUUAUAGUCCUGCGAUGGAAGUAAUCCAACGGGAUGCUAUGAUUUUACAAGGCCUAUUAAAAAGGGUAUGUCGGCCUGCUUAUAAGCAUCUAAAAAAAGUGGGUGCUGAACCAAUGCUUUAUUGUACUGAAUGGUUUUUAUGUGUUUUCACAAGAACGUUACCUUGGGACACAUUGCUCAGAGUUUGGGAUGUUUUUCUUUGUGAAGGAGUUAAAAUAUUGUUCAAAACAGCACUAGUCAUAAUAAUAGGAUGUCUGGGAACAGCAAAAUCUAGAAAAAGUGCUGCAGGUCUUUGUGAAACUUUGGACCUACUAAGAAAUCCUCCCGAAGAUAUUUUAUUAGAAGAAAAUUUGAUAUAUAAUAUAAAUCAGUUGCCAUUAACCGAAAAAGAUUUUGCAAGUGAACAUCAAGCACAAACUUUAAAAAUGAAAUUGGAGAAAAAUGUGAAUGGAGCAAGUAAAAGAUAGCAAAUUCUAGGGUUCCUAAUUUCAAUAUUUCGUGGAAAAAAAAGAAGAGUAGUUCCAGAUUCAGGUAUUUGAAUGUUUCAGAUUAUAAAUAUAAUAUAGUCAUUAUAAAAAAAAUUCUGCAUUUCAAACAAGAAAUAGGUACAACAAAUUGUAUGUAUAUAGGUCGUAAAUAUAUUCGAAGUUUCAACAAUUUAUAGACUAUAUUCUCAUUCCAUUUUAACUUUUUUGUACUGUACUGUUGAAUGUUAACAUAAAUUUUUGAAAAUACAUAAGGAGACCUUCAAUAAGUCAGGUGAAUUUCCUUGGUUAUUAAAGUAUGUAUAUCAUUUUGAAUAUAAACUUAUGUUCCAAGUUUCUUUAUAGAUAAAAGAGGCAUAUGUUUUCACUUGAAAAAUUGUUAUUUCUUUGCAGCUCAAAAUUUGAGUUUCAUGGCAUCUAUUUUCAUUUACUUCUCAUUGAGAUUCCAAUGAAUGAUUUUUGUCAGUAUUCUAUCAUCACAAAACAAUUUAUAGAUUGCCUGGGAAGACGAAUGAGAGGUUUAAUUUCUUCAAGAAUUGUAUCUACUAAUUUUAUAUAUAAAUAUGGUAUAGUUACAUAUAUUAUCUUAAAAGCAUCUUUUGCUUUAUUUUAUGAAUGUCAUAUUCUGUUGAGCAUAUUAAUUUAUUAUUUGUUGUUUUUCUGACUAAUAUCUAGUUUCUUAUUUAAUAAUAUUUUGAUUUAUGUGCAAUUUUAUUCAGUUAGAUAACUUCAAAAACUCAAUGCUAAGUUGACUUCUUAUUGAAUCAAUCAAAUGGGUAAACGCAAUCCUAAAAAAUGUUUUUGGAAACUUAUUGAAAUUGAUUAAAGUUGGAGAAUAUGAGAAAUUGCAUUUGUUUUUAUACAGAUAACUCACGCCAAUUUUUAAAAUGCAUUGUGAUAAUUGGGGAAUUGUAGGUAGAAUAUUGAGUUUUGAAAGUUUAUAUAAGAUGACAAAAUUGUUAUAUGAGAAAAAUUCAUGAUGUUUGUACUGAAAUUAUGUAGUACUUUAGAAUAAAUGGUCUGAAGUGCAAACUAUUGGUUUAGUUUAAGAAUUGAAGAGUAUUAUAUUUUGUAUAAUCAUUGAAUGUUGAAUAUUUUCAAUUUUGUAUUUAAUCACUCAAUAAAGUAUCAAUUGUUUAA